AUAGAUAGUGUGCGAGCCUACUCGCAGUUUAUGUCCACUGCCCAUCUGGCAGAUGGAGACGGGAAUCCAAUCAUGCCCGUGGUCGAAUUCGCCCCAAACCAAAGCAACGGCUUGUUACAGUCCAAGACAAAACGUUCAGCCGGGAAUCCCAAUGCGUCCAAAGGCAAAUCGCGGAAAGCGGAUUACCGAGCCAACACCCUGGAAACGGACAAAGACUACCUUGCUUUUCUAGAGGUGCUCUCUGCUGAGCGAGAAGAGAUCUACAACGCCAAUUUACAUACUGAAAGUGACAAACCGAAGGUGGACAGUAAGGAAGUUGUGGCGACGCCGUUGUUGGAUUUUAUCAAGACAAUCAAGAGUUCUCGGAAAGGUGGUUCUGGGACGGGCUCCUCUGACAAGCGCAGCAACAGGCGGAGCGAGAAGACCGGAACAUCCAGCACAUCGCAAUCCAGCAGCAGCACCACAAAGAAACGCCGAGAACGCGACCCAGAGAAGCGCGAGGAUCAGAAGGUCUACAAGGUCAAGAGAAGUACUAGGCCCAGUGGUGACGGGGAGAAGCGUGCGUCGAACAAGAAGUCAGCCUUUGGCGGCGAUCUCACGGCUGAAACUAGCAAGGGCGAUACCGCAGUCAGAGGUUCAACUUCAUCACCAGUCAAGAAAAAGGAACGCAAACGUCGGUCAGACAGAGCCACCGGCGAGACUGAGGCGUCUGCUGGGGAUGGCCCUGGCAAUGGCAAGGAGAGGCACACGUCGUCGUCUACUUCGUCCUCUUCUAAGAGACGGUCAAACCGAGACCCGGCCAGCACUGGGGGCUCGAGCAGAGGGGCUGCGACAUCGGCCACGGCACCAGGCGGUGCAACCGACUCAACCACCAAGAAGACGAGCAAGCCACCGUCGGCAGCCUCGGCGGAGUCCAGGGCCAAAUCCUCGAAGAGUGGGUCUGGAUCCGGGUCGCGUUCGCGUCGAGGUGGUGGUGGUAGUGCGAACAAGACCAGUAGCAACCCCCCUGCUUGA
Sphaeroforma arctica JP610 is the source of this 1014-nucleotide messenger RNA. RefSeq lists its product as hypothetical. Gene Ontology annotation, cellular component: cytoplasm; nucleolus. Gene Ontology annotation, molecular function: mRNA binding. The transcript has 2 exons. The coding region runs from base 31 to 1014 and encodes 327 amino acids. The record is from RefSeq and is a predicted model, not a curated record. NCBI's taxonomy places the organism in Eukaryota, Ichthyosporea, Ichthyophonida. Gene Ontology annotation, biological process: nuclear-transcribed mRNA catabolic process, nonsense-mediated decay; positive regulation of translation.